UCGUGUCUGAUUACAUGCUUAUCGCGAAAUAAUUAGUGACUCGCGACACUAAACGGGUCCUUGCCAGUCUGCGCGUUGCAUUCGAUCUAUCGUCGUGCGCUCUCACGACGACGCGUGAUAGUGACAUAUGGGAAGGACAAAGAUAAAUAGAUAGAUAGAUAGAGAGAGAGAGACAUUCCAGUUUUCUCAUAACCGGUGUACCGUUGCUUUCCACGCUUAGCUGACACGACCGUGGCUUUUCGACCGAUACUCCGAACGAACAGCCUUUCGAGAACAGCCUGCCAGUCGACAUUCGUGAGCGCAGCGCGUACACUGCGGAGUUUGUCGCGUUCUUUUCACUCUUUCCGUUCUAGCGGUUCUUUUCCUGCAUUUCGCGAGUGUUAACGGGAAUACGUCGCUCUUCCCGCUGGACUUCGCGAACGAUUCGCAGUUUCCCGUCUCUCCCAUCGUCAUUUAUCGAAGUAACGUUACUGCGCACAGUGGAGUACAGUUCUCGACGUAAAUUCGGAUUUCUGUGCUAUAAAUACCGAGAGGAUAAUACCUAAUAUUUACUCGUGAUAACGAAUACACAACGAGCGCCUCGUAGAAUACGGUUCCGCUAUUUACACUAUGAAGAAAAGUUGUUAACGUGAUUAAACGUGUUUAGUUGUAUUAGUUUAUAGUGACUUUUUAAUUCAAGCAUUUAUGUAUCUAGGUUAAAUAUAUUGUAUCUAUAGCAGAAAGUAAAACUCGCGUUGAGACUGUAUUGAAAAUCUCGUUAGUUUUAUUCUCAAUGUUCGGUAUAGAAAGAACUGGUGCUCGCAAAGCAUUUUACAUUCCGAGUGCGUAAUUGCUAAUACUGCGACCUAUUUUUCGUGGUUGUUUGCCUUUAUGAACAUGGAAACCCGUCGGCGUGUUGAUACCGGCACUCCUCCGGACAGAGCAGCGCAAGGAUCAAGCCUGAUGUCCGUAUGGUCGACCAGCACCGGACGAAAUUCAUUGUUUGGCGCGGAGAGCAGCGGAGCAGUGCUCCCCUCUUCGCACUUGCCGACCCACGUACACGUGGUGCACGAACACCUGCGCAACGCUGACGGCCACUGCUUUCACAAACCGUUCCACGAUCAUUGUCAGCAUCCAUUGGUUUUUUCCUACUACUGCGGGACUUUUGGCAAGUUCUCCCAUUGGCACCGACGUUGCCAUCGAUUUCUGUCGACGAUGUCACAAGCGGGGGAUGGCCUUCACACACCGGGCUACUUGUCCUGGAGAAAACUGCAGCUGAGCCGCGCGAAACUCAAGGCGUCCAGUAAAACAUCAGCCCUGCUCUCCGGUUUCGCUAUGGUCGCCAUGGUAGAAGUGCAGCUGAAUCCCGAAACGCAUGUUCCACCGGAGAUGCUGAUCGCCUUCGCCGUGUGCACAACCUUGCUCGUAGCCGUGCACAUGUUGGCGCUGAUGAUAUCCACUUGUAUACUGCCGAAUAUCGAAGCCGUCUGCAAUUUGCAUAGCAUAAGCCUUGUGCACGAGUCGCCACAUGAGCGUCUACAUUGGUACAUCGAGGUCGCGUGGGCCUUCUCCACGCUGCUAGGCCUCCUUCUGUUCCUGCUGGAGAUCGCGAUACUCUGCUGGGUGAAGUUCUAUGACUUUUCGCAGGUAGCUGCUUGGUCGGCCUGCAUAGUGUUGAUACCAGUGCUGAUAAUCUUUCUUGCGUUCGCGAUACAUUUCUAUCGGAGUCUUGUUGCGCACAAGUACGAAGUCACAGUAUCCGGUAUACGAGAACUCGAGUUACUCAAGGAACAGAUCGAGUCCACGGAUGUGGAGGGCAGAAAUGGCGUGAAUCUUUUGCAGACCGGAGUAACGCAUAUCGUAUGAAUCGGUCUUCGCAAUUUUUCCUGCCGCCGAAAUUGGACUCGCGAAUCGAACGCGACAAAAAAGAAUUUCUGCUCCGCGGAACACGGCGAGAAAGAGAGAUAGAGACAAAGAGGCAGAGAUCUUUUCUAAGACAAUGUGUUGCGACGAGCGCUUGCGAUGUUUCUCGGAGGAUUCUGCUAGGAAAAUCUUUCGAACGUGAAUCAUUCGAAGAACAUGACAGACAAUUAUUUUCUUCACACACAUCGGCACACACGCGCUACAGAUGUUGCGAAGAUUCGGUCAAAAGAUAAGGAUCUUCCUCUUCUUUUUUUAUACGCGUGUUUCUCUGUGAUGUAAAUUAGUAUAAGCACGAUGAGACUCCGUUCAUCUGCACGAUGCACGCGUUAUAAAAGCAUCGUGUCGACUUCAGAAAGGAUACGAAGUUCGAUAACAUCGUUGUAUAAUGUAGGUACAAAAUACAUUCCUUCAUUCGCGUUGCGACUUAAAACGUAGGAAGAAUAAUAUACUUUAAGGCUAUUACCAGAUCCUUCCGCGUGUUAUCGCCGUAUACAGUGCAAAAGGCGAUAAUAUAAUAGCCUGAAUUAUCGAGAGGUGACAUGACUGGCUAUGUACCCGAAUGUACUUAUCUUUCAAAAAAUGUGCUUAUUCGAGAAACGCGAUCGAUUUUAUAUUUAUUGCAACGUUAUACUAGGCAGGUACAUUAUAUCCGACACGUUCUGCUAUCGCCGACACACGAAAGUCGAUAUUUUUUCUUAAAUAGAUAGCAGUUUUGUUUAUCAUUUUUUAGCGCGUCAAGUACAUUACUCUCGAGUAUAUUGUAUUCAAAUAUUUUGACUGCCGUAAAAAUAAGAAACGAAAUAUCAAAAAGCGGAUGUAGGUACACGAUAUCACUCGAGAUAUUACAUUUCGAUGAAUGAAAGUCAAAAACGUUCACACAGCACAGAUCAUUCCAGCAACAUUGUAACAACAUUGUAAGGUUCAAGCAAUAUUGCAGUAACAUUGCAAACGUUCCAACAAUAUUGCUGAAAAUUUCUGUGCUGUACGGACA
Messenger RNA from Trachymyrmex cornetzi, 2893 nucleotides. RefSeq names its product calcium release-activated calcium channel protein 1. Gene Ontology annotation, cellular component: membrane. Gene Ontology annotation, molecular function: store-operated calcium channel activity. Gene Ontology annotation, biological process: store-operated calcium entry. The record is from RefSeq and is a predicted model, not a curated record. Lineage: Eukaryota; Metazoa; Arthropoda; Insecta; Hymenoptera; Formicidae.